AUGACUUGCCUCUCAUGGCUGUUCACUCUGUGGACGUCCUCAGUCCCGACCCUGCUACUCGUGGGGCUUAUGGGCAGACAGCUGGGGUUCAAGGUGGGAUUGCAGGUGGUUCACACUGUGGCUUGCUCACGUUGGAGUGCACCGAGUGACCAGGGUCUGUUCCAGGAUGGAGAUGUGAUUAUUGGUGGGCUCUUUAAUUUGUAUUACAAUCCUCCAGUUAUCGACCAUGACUUUACUCAGCUGCCAUACUACAAAUCCUGCACCGGUCUGCAAAACCUCCCAUUGCAAUAUGUCUAUGCUAUGGUGUUUGCACUGGAGGAAAUCAAUCAUAGCACAACCCUGCUGCCAGGUCUGAAGUUAGGCUAUCGCAUCCAUGACAGUUGUGCGAUACCACUCUGGGCUGUGCAAGCUGCGCUGUCACUGAUCGGACGAAACAGCACCAGCUGUGAUUCAACCGGCGCUCCAGAGGUGUACGGAAAAGGAAACAACAAAGAUAAUGGUUUAACUUCAUCACUAGAUCAACCUGUCCCUGUGAUCAUUGGUGGUGAUUCAUCCGUAACAGCCCAGAUUCUGUCCAAAAUCCUUGCACCGUUCUCUGUGAGCUACACAGCUAGUUGCUCUUGUCUAAGUGAUAGAACCGAGUAUCCAAACUUCUUCAGGACGAUGUCCAGUGACUUUUACCAAGCCAGAGCUAUUGCUCAAAUUGCCAUCCGGUACAGGUGGGACUGGAUUGGAACAGUGGCAAUAAACACCAAUUAUGGCCUGUCAGCCCUCAAGACAUUCCAGGAGGAAACUGAGAAGGAAGGUGUGUGCGUGGCAUUCAUGGAGAUUAUGAACCGGGAGAGUAUUGUCAGUGAUUCCAGACGAGCUGCACUCACAAUCCAGGCCUCGACUGCGAAAGUGAUCCUGGUGUUUGCCUGGUACACAGACGUGUGGGAACUGUUCCUGCAACUUGCUGAGCUGAAUGUCACUGGCAGACAGUUCAUAGCCAGUGAGGCAUGGAGCACCAGUGGUGAUAUCCUGCAAGACAUCACUGUUAGGAACGUGGCACAGGGUGUUGUUGGAGUUGCCAUUAGAAAUUCAAAUAUACCUGGAUUUGACAAAUACCUCAGAGGUUUGAACCCUUCUCAACGACCUAACGACAACUUCUUAAGGCAAUUAUGGAAAAAUCUGUUUGGUUGCAGUCCCGUAGCUGCACCUUUUGUUACAUACUCCUAUUCGGAGGCCUCACUACCGCCCUGCAGUGGGACUGAGUCUCUUCAGGGAGUUCAGCAUCCCUUUACUUACACCUCAGAGCUGAGGGUGACACAUAAUGUUUAUCUGGCUGUUUAUGCUGUAGCCUACGCCCUUCACAACCUUCUGUGUCCCAGUAGAGACAGCCCUCUAGGAAACAACAGCUGCUCCAUACUCAAAGACAUCAAGCCAAUUGAGGUGCUCCAGCAGUUAAACCAAGUAAAUGUUACCACACCACAAGGAGAAAACUUUUAUUUUCACGGUGCUGAUAUUCCAGCAAAAUAUGACCUUGUCAACUGGCAGACGACUCCUGAGGGAUCAUUAAAACUAGUUCUGAUUGGUCGGGUGGACGGGCUUGACAUCCACCUCAACGAGUCAGCAAUUCAGUGGAGCACUGGAACCAACCAGGUGCCUGUUUCAGUGUGUAGUGAGAGCUGCCCCCCUGGGACCAGGAUGGCCAACAGGAAAGGAGAGCCCAUCUGUUGCUUCGACUGCAUCCAAUGUGCUGAUGGAGAGAUUAGUAAUAAGACGGGUUCAAUUCAGUGUGAGCGUUGUCCGUUAGAGUUCUGGUCCAAUGCAGGGCGUACUGCCUGCGUUCACCGUCAGCUGGACUUCCUCUCCUUUAAUGAAACCUUGGGCAUCACCCUGACGACAGUGUCUGUGUCUGGCGUCAUAGUGACGACCGCUGUGUUCGUGGUGUUUCUGCAUUACCGUCAAACUCCUGUGGUCAGAGCCAACAACUCAGAACUGAGCUUCCUGCUUCUUGUGUCAUUGAAGCUCUGCUUCCUGUGCUCCCUGGUUUUCAUUGGUCGUCCAUCAGUCUGGUCUUGUCGCUUCCAGCAGGCGGCCUUCGGGAUCAGUUUUGUACUUUGCGUUUCCUGUCUCCAAAUUAAAACCAUGGUGGUUCUAGCAGCUUUCCGCUCAACUCGACCUGGUGCUGAAGCCUUGAUGAAGUGGUUUGGUCCAGGCCAGCAGAGAGGAAGUGUCUGUAUCUUCACUGUUAUACAGGUCAGAGUUAUUAUUUGUGUUAUUUGGCUAUCGUUCAGUCCCCCGGUUCCUCAGCCUGACUUCCAGAUUGCAGGGUUAAAGGUCACCCUGAAGUGUGCCAUGGCCUCUGUGGUGGGCUUCUCUCUGGUCCUGGGCUACAUUGGCCUUCUGGCCUGCACUUGUCUUCUCUUGGCCUUUCUUGCUCGGAAGCUCCCAGACAACUUCAAUGAGGCCAAGCUGAUCACCUUCAGCAUGCUGAUCUUCUGUGCUGUCUGGGUGGCCUUUGUUCCUGCUUACGUUAGCUCUCCUGGGAAAUACUCAGUGGCUGUGGAGAUUUUUGCAAUCUUGGCUUCUAGCUAUGGUCUAUUGUUUUGUAUCUUUGCACCAAAAUGUUUUAUUAUUCUUUUAAGACCAGAGAAAAACACAAAGAAAUCUCUGAUGGCCAGAUAGAUUUGAACUAACAUUAUAUAUUUCAUAUUUACCUAGUGCCUCUAGUUGCCUCUCAAAAUUAGUCAGAACUAAUUAAAAUUUUGAACUCAAAGUUCAAAAAGGUCUCAGAAACUGAAAGGUUGGUCAAACUAACUGCACUACCAUAAAAGAACCACUUUGUAUCUUUGCACCAAAAUGUUUUAUUAUUCUUUUGAGACCACAGAAAAAAACAAAGAAACACCUGAUGACCAGGACCAGAUAGCAAAGAAAUUAAUGUGACUUUAACUUGUCCUUGUAAGCGUUUUGUUAGAAUGUGUAUAUGAUGAGUUUACUUUACAAAUGAUACAUUUUUACUGCUUUGUACAGAACUUGGAUAUUUUUGAGUUACAGUACAUAAGA
Betta splendens (Siamese fighting fish) is the source of this 3048-nucleotide messenger RNA. Its product is annotated as extracellular calcium-sensing receptor-like. Gene Ontology annotation, biological process: G protein-coupled receptor signaling pathway. The transcript has 12 exons. The record is from RefSeq and is a predicted model, not a curated record. Bases 1 to 2670 code for a protein of 889 amino acids. NCBI's taxonomy places the organism in Eukaryota, Metazoa, Chordata, Actinopteri, Anabantiformes, Osphronemidae. Gene Ontology annotation, cellular component: membrane. Gene Ontology annotation, molecular function: G protein-coupled receptor activity.